AUGCCUGCGGCGGAAGUGAUGCCGGAGAAAUCUCUCGAAGGGAAACGUGUUCAUGUUUGGGAAACGGCCGCUCCUCCUCUGCCAAAAUGGCUCGAAGGCAAGGUGGCGAUCGUCACGGGCGGCGCCCGCGGCAUCGGCGAGGCUACGGUGCCGGUUUUCGCCCGGCACGGCGCGAAGGUGGUGGUGGCCGACGUUGAGGACGUCGACGGGGAGUCUCUGGCAACGCGGCUUGGCCCUUCGGUCGAGGACGAGCACGUCGAUCCGGCGGACGCACCGCCGACAGCGGAGGAGGUGGAAAAGAUUGAAGAAAUGGUGAGGGGGCUGGCGAACCUGAAAGGCGUGACGUUGAUGGCCAGGGACGUGGCCGAGGCGAUCCUCUACCUGGCCAGCGACGAGUCCAGGUACGUGAGCGGCCACAACCUCGUCGUCGACGGCGGCGUCACCACCUCAAGGAACCUCAUCGGACUGUAA
Messenger RNA from Zingiber officinale, 471 nucleotides. Its product is annotated as sex determination protein tasselseed-2-like. The transcript is spliced from 3 exons. The coding region runs from base 1 to 471 and encodes 156 amino acids. The record is from RefSeq and is a predicted model, not a curated record. NCBI's taxonomy places the organism in Eukaryota, Viridiplantae, Streptophyta, Magnoliopsida, Zingiberales, Zingiberaceae.